GUUGUUGUUAAGAUAUAGGUCAGUCAGUCAGCUAACGCAUCCUUCUUUGCUGCUAUUUUAAUUUCAUAUAAUGAAGCUGAAAGUGGUUGUCACUUGUUUGGCCGUUAUUCUAUUCUUUUUCACACCUGUAGAUUUGAAAUCCGUUACUAAACAAGAUGUGCAAGACCAAGAAGAGAAGCAGGAACAGUCAGUUGUGAAGACGGUAUCUGAAGAGCUUCAGGGUUCUGGAGCAGGAAAGGAAGAAGAGGACACCGUUGAUUGUGACGAGGAAAAACUAAAGAAAUGUAACAUUCUUUGCAAGAAAUCGAAGGCAGUCGAAAAGCGAAGCACUCACAAUGACAAGACUUGUGAAUGCAGUAGGCAGAUGUGUAAGAACGAGGACCCAGAGAAACGACGAAAAGAGUGUGACGAAAAGACGAAGUGUGACGACAAGACGAGGUGCAAGAAAUGUGCAAGUCAUUUCCAUGCUACUGGAGGUAAGAAGGAAGGCAACUGCACAUGCUCCAAGAAAGCUUCUUCUCCCGUCAUGCAACGCGUGUUUAGUUUCCCUGCCAUUAUGAUUGCACCAAUCAAAGGCUACAAUACACCAGAGAAAGAAGUACAGGGAAAGAAAGGUACAGCUUCGAAGAAGUGCUGCUGCCACGAUUGUUGUUGCUGUUGUUGCGAGCCUUGCUGCUGUUGCCACGAAUGUUGCUGUUGUCCAUGCUGUUGCUGCUGUUGUGAGCCGUGUUGCUGUUGUUGUGAUUGUCAUCACUGUUGUCAUCACUGCUGUGAUCACUGUUGCGAUCACUGUUGCUGCAAGAAGUCAGGUGCUCAGGGAGCCAUUAGACCAGGACCCCAGGGUGGCAAGUGAACAACGCAAUCUCAAUAACUUGAUUCAUUCUCUAGAGAUAAAUAAGGUCAAAACAGCAGACCCGAUUAGCUUGGACCUAAUGUUUCUAUUUCAGACCAUGUGUCAUUCUCUUUAGUUUAAGUUCUUUGUUUGAAUUGUAUCCAUAUUCAUAUGUCUUUUCAUGUGCAACCGUUAAACAAAGAAAUGUUAUUUUUGGGAAUGACACGUGGUCCGGAACGGGUAAACAUGCCCAAGGUAAAGAGUUAGAAAAUUCUAUUGUUGUUUCAAGGGCGCUAGGACAGACGGAUUGGCUUAUAUAUCGGUAUGUUUGUUUCACAUAUUCAUAGAUAUUAAAAAUAAUUCACUGAUCAGUAUGUUUGUUUCUAAAUAGAUACUAACCGUACGAGACGAAUAUUUACCGCUGCACUAUCCGUGCAAAGGAGCGCCGGCGUCGUUUCGUUAGCGAUUACUUUCUUUAAUAAGUUAAUCAAAUUUACCUUCAGUGCAGAAAAAUACAGUAAAAUAUUUUACUAGUACAGAGAUAGUGCAGCGGUAAAUACUCAGAGCGUACAGCUGAUUCAAACCAGAAAGACCGUUGGUUGGAAAGAAGGUUUACUUCUAAAAUAAGUGAGCCGUAAUUAGUAUCUAUUCAGAAACAAACAUACUGAUCAGUGAAUUAUUUUUAGUAUCUACGAAUAAGUGAAACAAACACACCGAUAUAUAACCCAAUCCGUCUAUCCUAGCGCCCUUGGUUAUUUUAUGGUGAAAUCAUACGGAUUUUGUCUUCAAAUAUAUCAGAAACUAUAGUACAAAUGAAUGUACUGUUGUAAAAACCUUGGCACGAGCCAGUACACAUUACCCUACGGCCUGGUUUCUGCCAUGUUGUUGCUAUGCAGAGAAGAAAAGUAAAACUUAUUUUUCACCAAGGACUUGUAGACUAUUUUACUAUAAGUGUCUGUUUGCAUGUUGAUAUACAAAGUAUCUGUAUGCAUUUUAAUGUUAGAUUAAAAAAAUAAUCCAGA
Molecule: messenger RNA, 1854 nt
Organism: Actinia tenebrosa (Australian red waratah sea anemone)
Lineage: Eukaryota; Metazoa; Cnidaria; Anthozoa; Actiniaria; Actiniidae
Source: RefSeq, a predicted model, not a curated record